CGCAUAGUACCAGCGCGUCGCUCUCCGACGGCGCACGCGCAUAUCGCUGAUACCACGCCGCGCUAUAAAAGGGUGCGCGCCCUUUCAGCCACCCACUCUCACGCUACUACUUCUAGUAGAAGGAUCUUUGGUGUUAACUCAGUUGGUGCCAACAGUCGUCCAAAAUGUCCGCGGAUCAUGUGGAAAGGCUGCUCCGGCACGCAGCUGACGAUACUGAGGGGGUCGUUCUGGCCAAAGGGGUGUCCAUGAUCGUGCUUUUCUGUGCUUCCAUGAUCUGUGGUCUGGUCCCUCUACUCCUGGCUAAGAAGUUCAACUGGCUGUCGGCUGAAGAUGCAUCAAACCUGAAGUCCACCAACAGGGUCGUGAUGACCCUGCUCUCAUUCGGUGGUGGUGUACUGCUGUCCACAACGUUCAUGCAUUUGGUGCCUGAAGUCCAGGAGAAUGUGGAAUACCUUCAGAGCACUGGCGCCCUAAAUGAGUUCGACUUCUCCCUGACCCCUUUGCUGACAUGCUGCGGCUUCUUCAUCAUGUACUUGGUGGAGGAACUGGUUCACAUGUACAUUCACCACAGGGAGAGGAAGAACGGCCGCGCGGCUCCUCUCGUGAGGAACCUCAGUGUCCGCCAGAGUAGGAGCGGAGUUUCCAACGGAGAGAAGAGUGUUAACAACUCCACUGCUGAUCUUGUUGAACCAAAAAAGGAUCUUGAAAGUCAUCAACACAACGGCCAUGGUCACUCUCACCACCACAGCCACAUGCCGAUGAACGUGGGCGAUGACGUCACAUCCGCCCUGAGAGGACUGCUCAUCGUACUCGCUUUGUCUAUCCACGAGCUGUUCGAAGGCUUGGCUGUCGGCUUAGAAUCCAGCACUUCUCAUGUUUGGUACAUGUUGGGAGCUGUUUCAGCCCACAAGCUAGUCAUUGCCUUUUGUAUUGGUGUGGAGCUCAUCGCCACUCGUACCAAGACUUGGCUUAUGAUUGUGUACAUCACUACCUUCGCCAUUGUUUCACCCUUGGGUAUUGGUAUCGGUCUCCUACUGGUUGGAGGUGGAGGUGCCACGGCUGCCGGCAUCUCAUCAGUAGUGCUGCAAGGUCUUGCGUCAGGAACCCUGCUCUACGUCAUCUUCUUUGAAAUUUGGAAAGGCGAUAGAACAGGAAUACUGCAAUUCAUCGCAUCUGUGGUCGGAUUCUUCAUCAUGUUCGGAUUACAGUUACUGACCGGUCAUUCGCAUAGUCACACACACUCACACAAUGUGCUAACAGACGGCGGUGACGGUGAUUCUCUCAUCGAGGGUGACCACGGACAUUCCCAUGACUAAACACAAUCAUAAGAAUACCAACGAUCGCUCUUCGUUAUAUGUAUAUAAGUGAAACAUUAACUUAAUUAAUAAGUGUUGACCAAAAUGACAUUAAACUGUUGUAUCUAUGUGAUAAAUUAUUAACUGUAAAGAUUUAGUAUUAAGUUAACUUAAACUAUGUGUACUUAAAAAUGUUAAAAUAAGGGUAAAGACGCGGUUACAGGAGCUCAGGAUUUAUUGUUAAUUUCGGAUACUCGCUUAAGUUUAAGAAAUAGGUGUUGCCAUUAGUCGCUGCAGGUAACUCAUUCCCUGAUGUCGAAAGAAGUAAAGUAAUUAAGAAAAUAUUAGUAAAUAAUAUAGCACUAGCGAGAUUCCGAAACAAACGAACUUCUAGUCAUCAGCUACACAAAAAUACUAACAUUUUAGAUGUAUUGCCCCAUGAAACAAAAUAUAAUGCACA
Helicoverpa armigera (cotton bollworm) is the source of this 1755-nucleotide messenger RNA. RefSeq names its product zinc transporter ZIP1 (gene Zip89B). Gene Ontology annotation, biological process: zinc ion transmembrane transport. The coding region runs from base 165 to 1316 and encodes 383 amino acids. The record is from RefSeq and is a predicted model, not a curated record. The transcript has 5 exons. Gene Ontology annotation, cellular component: plasma membrane. Lineage: Eukaryota; Metazoa; Arthropoda; Insecta; Lepidoptera; Noctuidae. Gene Ontology annotation, molecular function: zinc ion transmembrane transporter activity.